UUACCCUCAUUAGUCCAAGUGUGUGUGUUUCUCUGUAAUGAUUCAGACAUAUUGGUGACUCCAUCCAAGUGCCAGAACUGUAAUUUGGGAGCAUUGUGUCUCCCAGAUCACAUAGAUGAACGGAGAGUUUGCAACGCCAUUGCCCCGGAGAAGGAUGUGGAUGGAUUCCAUAUCAUGAAUAUUGGACGUCUGUGUCUCGAUCAGCCUUCCAUAAUUCCUGCCACUGCUGCUGCCGUGUGGGAAAUCAUAAAACGGACAGUGUUGCAGGGAACUUUCUGCGCUAUUGUGAACCUCCUGAUGAUUUGUGAAAUAGAAGAUUCCAUUUCAGGUGAUGCCACAGUGACCAUUACUCACAGAUACACCCCAAAAGAGCAGCUCAAGAUCCAUACGCAGCUCGCUGACAUAGUAAUAGUAGCUGCAGGUGUCCCAAAGCUGAUUACUACUGAUAUGGUCAAAGAAGGUGCAGCUGUGAUUGAUGUAGGCAUCAACCAUAUCCAUGAUCCUCUUACAGGAAAAACCAAAUUAGUUGGGGAUGUGGACUUUGAAGAAGUGAAGAAGAAGGCUGGCUUUAUCACUCCGGUGCCGGGAGGGGUAGGACCUAUGACUGUUGCAAUGCUUCUGAAGAACACACUCCUAGUUGCUAAAAAGCUCAUUUACUAGAGGAAAUGGUCUACCUUGGAAGAAGAAUCUGGGUUGUUCUAUUUAUUGAUACACAAAAUGUCUAUUUUUUACUACAAAUAUAUUUAUUUCUGCAUUGUAUUUAUUUUUUCAUGUCAAGUAUGCUAAACCUGAUGGUUUACAAAAUGUUGAAAUACUUUGUGUUACCUCCUCCUAGCAUAUUGUAAGCAAAAAUGAGUUUGAGAAUGCAGCCUACACAGUUAUGUUGUAUGUGUUUGAGAAUGAAGAAUGGAGCAUGAAUUACAGCUGUACACUCGCACCGGUGCAGUUACCAAGGGCUUGUAAGCACUUGGGACCCUCAGGUUUGAUCAAAUAGUAUGAAAACUGAGUUUCAACAUGCGAGAUACCUUUUAAAUAUAUGAUUCGAGUUCUGAGGUCACAAAACACUCUGGAUGUAGUUUGAAGUCUUGAAAUAUUUUUUUGUUUUAAACACUUAGAGCUAGCAGCAGAAAUCUCAGUUGCAAAAGGAGUGAGAGACUGCAGUGUUUGUGUCAGCUGCCAGGCAGUAACGUUGACAUGAAUGCAAAUGUUCAGUAAAUGUUUUAAAAUAGCCAAGUAAACUUGAAUGCUGGUGAAAUUCUGAUUUUAAACAUCUGCAAGAGGUAAGCAUGAAUAAGGUAGGUAGAAUGGAGGCCUGAAUUAUUUUAUUUUCAUAUCUGGACAAAAUGUUUUGGUGUGUAAUCUCCUCAUCUCACAAAAAAACCUCCCAAACUGAACAGUUGACUGGGCUGGAUUUGACUUUAAUUAGAUGAAAUGUAGUUGAUGUUGUGGCGUAUGUACAGGAUAGUGGGGCAGUGGGUGAAGAGGAAGAGCAAACCAAAACUUCAUCCAUGACAGAAUAUUUGUGUUGGAAUUUAAAGCCAUUUAAUUAUAUUCUCUUACUUUCUGGAACUGCAUGACAAGGCUUUUUUUUUUUUUUAUUCCAUGUUGUAAGGCUUGGCUUCAAUGGCCACAAUGUUUUGCUGCUUAAAGAGGACUACAUGGGAUAAGAUCAGUAUGUUUCUAUUCCCAAAACUUUAGUUGCUGGAUGGAUCUAGCAUAGUCUCAUGCAGUGUACAAGUUCGAGUGGAGUAAAUGCUGAGAUGCCUGUUCAGCUGAGCGUGUGCACUGUUGGCAUUCCCACUGAAGGCAGUGGGAGCCAGUUGGGACUUUUUAUCUUCAUGUUUUUGUCUCAGUUGGGAUAACUUUGAUUUAUUUUCAUCAAGAGCCUUAGAUGUUUGCUGGUGGUCUAUAGAUAACUUGAGAGAGGAAAGAAAAAAUUGUGGCUAAAUACUAUUGCAUUAAACAGAAAAAUGCACUUACUGUAAUAAAAGAGCCAAGGUGGAGCAUCCCUUCCAUGCUGACUGUUCUUGUGAUGGGCUUUCUGAGAGUUUGCCUUAAUGCAGUGUUUGCAAAAGUUUGACAGAAUUAUUACUAAAUAUACAAUGGCAAUAGUGCAGACACUUGUCUAUUUAAAUUUAAGUGGUGAUAUAAAUGUUAGGAGAGUCAAGGCGCCUAUGGAGACUAUGCUUGGACUGAUCAACCCAUGACUGAAAGACGGAAUAAAACUUGUUCACUGUUUCCUUA
This is a messenger RNA of Lepidothrix coronata (blue-crowned manakin), 2244 nucleotides long. It is a transcript of the gene MTHFD2L, whose product is annotated as methylenetetrahydrofolate dehydrogenase (NADP+ dependent) 2-like. The annotation marks the transcript as partial. The record is from RefSeq and is a predicted model, not a curated record. Gene Ontology annotation, biological process: tetrahydrofolate interconversion. Gene Ontology annotation, cellular component: mitochondrion. Gene Ontology annotation, molecular function: methylenetetrahydrofolate dehydrogenase (NAD+) activity; methenyltetrahydrofolate cyclohydrolase activity; methylenetetrahydrofolate dehydrogenase (NADP+) activity. The transcript is spliced from 5 exons. NCBI's taxonomy places the organism in Eukaryota, Metazoa, Chordata, Aves, Passeriformes, Pipridae.